CUCCCUGGCGCGGUCGACACCACAGUCCACCGCCGCACACAUGAUGCCGACCGUCGGCGGCUGGCGGCACGCUCUGCUGGUCGUGCUGUGCGCGGUGGUCGUUUCGACGGAAGACCAGGUGGCGUCGCCGGCGGCGGAGGCCGGCGCGCGACAGCUGGAGCCGGACGCGGAGGGAGUCGCCGACGGCGGCGACACGGACGCCCGCUUCCUCUUCAAGGUGAACAGGCGUCGCUACAACCGACGCUACCCCGGCAACAACUACAACGGCUACGACUACAACUACAAUGGCCACGACUACUCGUACCAGUGCCAAACCUGCGGCUAUGGCGCGGUGGACUACACGACCGCUACGCCGCUGCUGCCAGCGCGGCUACUCCAACUGCUGCUUUGAGUCCGGCGGCGGUGAAGUGAAGCCCGGCUCGUGCCCGUACAGCGUGUGGGACGCCAUCAGUUCGUCCUACUGUCGAUCCGACUGCACCAGCGACACUGACUGUUACGGCACGCAGAAAUGCUGCAGCCAGGGCUGCUCGCGCACCUGCCGGUACCCGGACACCGGAUCCGGAUCGGGUUACGAGAAGCCGGGUUCCUGUCCGUACUACGGGUCAAGAGGCGGCCGCAGCUACCCGUCCUAUCCAUACUACUCCGGCAGCGGCUCGACCAUCGGUGGCAGCUACUGCCGACGCGACUGCUACCAGGACUCCGAGUGUCCCGGCAGCCAGAAAUGCUGCGAGAUCAACUGCUCAUCCACCUGCGUCGCACCCCAGCGCUACUACUGAAGCAAGACGCGGGCUCCCGAUGCACACUUCCCCCGGCUUGAACUUUCGCGGCUGCGCAAGGUCGCCCGCAGAGCCCCUGGUCGGGCCGAAACGCCAUUACGGGGAAUGACGUAUUCCGAUGUGUUUUGCUGCUCAUGCCGCUGCGCACCAGGCGAAACUCUGUGUCUGAGAAGGAAUUCGCAGGGGUUGCAUCAAUUGCGCAAAGUUUCGAUUUGGAAGUGUAUCACAUGACGCCGCAACAAAUGAACAGCCAACAGCAUCGUGACAUGGUUGUAUUGUACUUUGUCAAUAAAUGUCAGAGCUAUCAGUUAGGCGGAAAAAUGUCCAUAAUAUGCGGCAUAUUUUAUGUUAUUUAAACUGGACAUCAAAUGUGUUACAAUAAACUAGC
Molecule: messenger RNA, 1164 nt
Organism: Pollicipes pollicipes
Lineage: Eukaryota; Metazoa; Arthropoda; Thecostraca; Pollicipedomorpha; Pollicipedidae
Product: WAP four-disulfide core domain protein 2
Exons: 1
Coding region: 285-776 (163 amino acids)
Cellular component (GO): extracellular region
Molecular function (GO): serine-type endopeptidase inhibitor activity
Source: RefSeq, a predicted model, not a curated record